UGAAAAUUGAAAACCUUCAUCAUCAUUUCCUCCUCGUCCUCUACGGUUCUUCUUUAUGGCAGUAGUUUUUUCAUUUUGAUCUUUCUUCCUCAGUCAAUAAAUACUACUACCAAAUCGAUCCUAUAAAUUCAACCUCAGUCCAGGUUCAUUGUACCUAAUCAGUAUCUCCUCGAAAAGGCUCCAAUACCCGCCAUCGUUUUCUUCUUGGCUUGGCACUACCGAAAUCUCUACACUUUUAAUGGCGAUUUCGGACGAAUCAGUCGGAAAUUCUAAUAUCUCACCUUGCAAUACAUAUGGAGCCAUUGUUCUCGGUGGCACCUUCGACAGAUUACACGACGGUCACCGCCGUUUCCUCAAGGCGGCGGCGGAGUUGGCAAGGGAACGCAUCGUGGUUGGGGUUUGUGACGGACCCAUGUUGGCUAAAAAACAGUAUUAUGAACUAAUAGAGCCCAUCGAGGCAAGAAUGCAGAACGUAGAAGACUACAUUAAGUCAAUCAAGCCAGAGCUAGUAGUACAAGCAGAACCAAUCACUGACCCUUACGGUCCUUCGAUUAUUGAUGAGAAUUUGGAGGCUAUUGUUGUCAGCAAGGAGACACUACCAGGUGGACUUUCCGUCAAUAAGAAGAGAGCCGAGCGAGGUCUUUCACAACUAAAGCUUGAAGUUGUUGAUUUAGUUCCUGAAGAAUGCUCUGACAAAAAAUUGAGCUCCACAACCUUAAGGAGGCUUGAAGCUGAGAAGCUCAUGAAGCCUCAGCUAGGAUAACGGGUACCUAUUUGGAGUCCAAGUGGAGCUUAGAAGGGGCUGCCUUUGUAUUUAAUUAUCUACACGGUGCACUUUGUCACAAAGUUAAUUCAGGGUGAACAGGGAAUGAACAUGUCGUGUACGUGAUUCGUCCAACUUUGUUCUCUGAACCAUUGAUUAUACACGAUGCUGCAGAACAUGUAAUAUAUUUUACUUUGACGUCUUUUGAAGAGAAGAAAUAAAAGGAGCAUCGCUACAUUCAUUGAA
Molecule: messenger RNA, 1009 nt
Organism: Rhododendron vialii
Lineage: Eukaryota; Viridiplantae; Streptophyta; Magnoliopsida; Ericales; Ericaceae
Product: phosphopantetheine adenylyltransferase
Exons: 6
Coding region: 239-763 (174 amino acids)
Biological process (GO): coenzyme A biosynthetic process
Molecular function (GO): pantetheine-phosphate adenylyltransferase activity; dephospho-CoA kinase activity
Source: RefSeq, a predicted model, not a curated record